CUGGACAUCUGCACAGUCUUAAAGUGCUUUACAUUAAAACGCAAACGGCAUCCCUUCUUCCCAAAGUCAUCCAUUACUGACAAUUAAUGUCAAGCCGCACGCCGGAGCAGCUUCACGCUGCCGCACUGGGUGAAGCAUUCCUAAUGGAAAGAAAGCCUUAUAAGAUCCAGCUCAUCAAAACACACCUAAAUGCAGCAUAAUGCCUUCAAAAACCUCAUGCUUAUACCUGUUGACCGUGGUCUGCUGGGCCAGCGCUCUCUGGUACCUGAGCAUAUCGCGCCCCACGUCCACGUACGUGGGCCACAUGUCGCUGCCCGUGCGUAAGGCCGCCAAGCCUCAGAAGAACAUCACCUUCACCAACAUACGCACGCGGCCGCUCAACCCGCACGCCUUUGAGUUCCUCAUCAACGAGCCCAGGAAGUGCGAGAGCGCGGCGCCCUUCCUGGUCAUCCUCAUCAGCACCACGCACAAGGAGUUCGACGCGCGGCAGGCCAUCCGCGAGACCUGGGGCGACGAGAGCACCUUCGGCGACACGCGCAUCCUCACCAUCUUCCUCCUGGGCCGCAACACCGACGCCGUGCUCAACCAGAUGGUGGAGCAGGAGAGCCAGAUCUUCCACGACAUCGUGGUGGAGGACUUCGUGGACUCCUACCACAACCUCACGCUGAAGACCAUGAUGGGCAUGCGCUGGGUGGCCACCUUCUGCCCCAAGGCGCAGUACGUCAUGAAGACGGACAGCGACAUCUUCGUCAACAUGGACAACCUGAUCUUCAAGCUCCUGAAGCCCGCCACCAAGCCCAGGCGGAGGUACUUCACCGGCUACGUGAUCAACGGCGGCCCCAUCAGAGACAUGCGCAGCAAGUGGUACAUGCCCAGAGACCUGUACCCCGACAGCAAGUACCCGCCGUUCUGCUCGGGCACCGGCUACGUCUUCUCGGCCGACGUGGCCGAGCUGAUCUACAAGACUUCUUUACACACGAGACUGUUGCACCUGGAGGACGUGUACGUGGGACUGUGCUUGCGCAAGCUGGGCAUCCACCCGUAUCAGAACAGUGGCUUCAAUCACUGGAAGAUGGCCUACAGCCUCUGCAGGUACAGGAGGGUCAUCACCGUCCACCAGAUCUCCCCGGAGGAGAUGCACCGCAUUUGGAAUGACAUGUCCAGCAAGAAGCACCUGAGAUGUUAAGACAUGAGGACCACCCAGCAACAACCACAUCA
Salarias fasciatus (jewelled blenny) is the source of this 1218-nucleotide messenger RNA. It is a transcript of the gene b3galt1b, whose product is annotated as UDP-Gal:betaGlcNAc beta 1,3-galactosyltransferase, polypeptide 1b. Gene Ontology annotation, biological process: protein O-linked glycosylation. The coding region runs from base 200 to 1186 and encodes 328 amino acids. NCBI's taxonomy places the organism in Eukaryota, Metazoa, Chordata, Actinopteri, Blenniiformes, Blenniidae. The record is from RefSeq and is a predicted model, not a curated record. Gene Ontology annotation, cellular component: Golgi membrane. The transcript has a single exon. Gene Ontology annotation, molecular function: N-acetyl-beta-D-glucosaminide beta-(1,3)-galactosyltransferase activity.